AUGACUACUUUGGGCAACCUGACCCCCUCAAGCACUGUGUUUUUCUGCUGUGAUAUGCAGGAGCGAUUCCGGCCUGCCAUCAAGUAUUUCGGUGAUAUCAUCAGCGUGGGCCAACGGCUGCUCCAAGGUGCACGGCUCUUAGGAAUUCCAGUUAUUGUAACUGAACAGUAUCCCAAAGGUCUUGGCAGCACUGUGCAAGAAAUUGAUUUAACAGGAGCUAAACUUGUACUUCCUAAAACAAAAUUUUCAAUGGUGUUGCCAGAAGUCGAAGCAGCUUUAGCAGAGAUCCCUGGAGUCCGCAGUGUUGUCUUGUUUGGAGUAGAGACUCAUGUCUGCAUCCAGCAAACAGCACUGGAAUUAGUCGGCAGAGGUCUGGAAGUUCAUAUUGUAGCUGAUGCCACCUCAUCAAGAAGUAUGAUGGACAGAAUGUUUGCUCUUGAGCGUCUUGCUCGCACUGGAAUUAUAGUUACUACUAGUGAAGCUAUAUUGCUACAGCUGGUAGCUGAUAAAGAACACCCAAAAUUCAAAGAAAUCCAAAAUCUCAUUAAGGCGAGUGCCCCUGAGUCAGGGCUCCUUUCCAAAGUUUAAAGAGGGUGUGGAGGAAGCAGAUCUCGUCAUCGUCUUUAAGAAGGAAGGAAAGCUGUGAGCACACAUGUACGCCAUCUUUCACCCAAAGUUUGGUAGAAGUGUAAAAUUAAAAAUUUACAUACUCGUGUUUGCCUUAGCAAAACUGUCUGGUUAUACAUAUGGCUACCAGUAUGUUCUGUUUAGUUACAGCUGUCAGAGGCUUUGGGUUACCUUAGGACCCUUU
Messenger RNA from Nestor notabilis (Kea), 811 nucleotides. It is a transcript of the gene ISOC1, whose product is annotated as isochorismatase domain containing 1. The record is from RefSeq and is a predicted model, not a curated record. Gene Ontology annotation, cellular component: cytoplasm. Lineage: Eukaryota; Metazoa; Chordata; Aves; Psittaciformes; Psittacidae. Bases 1 to 588 code for a protein of 195 amino acids. The transcript is spliced from 4 exons.